Messenger RNA from Mangifera indica (mango), 1777 nucleotides. RefSeq names its product putative disease resistance RPP13-like protein 3. The record is from RefSeq and is a predicted model, not a curated record. Gene Ontology annotation, biological process: defense response to other organism. The coding region runs from base 191 to 1777 and encodes 528 amino acids. NCBI's taxonomy places the organism in Eukaryota, Viridiplantae, Streptophyta, Magnoliopsida, Sapindales, Anacardiaceae. Gene Ontology annotation, molecular function: ADP binding. The transcript has a single exon.
ACGUUUUCAUCUCUGCUUUAUUUCAAUAUUUUAUAACUAUAAUACCAUCAACUUGUAGGAAAGAUCCCGGCAGUUUCCAAGGGCAAAAAAUUCAACUUUUGUGCCUUAUCAGAUCAAUAAGACUUCAGUACACAGAAACUCAAAGAUCAGAACAGAUCCAUUAUCAAAAAAUUAUCAAGAUUUGUGAAGCAUGGUUGAUGCUGUAGUUUCAUUUGUGGUAGGAAGGCUUGGAGACCACAUCAUACAAGAAGCAGGGUUCCUAAGAGAAGUGAAAGAUGAAGUGCUGUUGCUAAGGAAUGAGCUUGAAUGGAUGCAAUGUUUCAUCAAGGAUGCUGAACAGAAGCAAGUUGAAGAUGCUAUGAUUCGCAAAUGGGUGUCUGAUAUCAGAGACAUUGCUUAUGAUACUGAAGAUGUCUUGGAUUCAUAUCUGCUCAAACGCGGUCGAGGACAAACUCUGAAUCACAACCAAGGAUUUCUUGCUUCAAUCAAGAAAUGUUCUUGCAUAUUCGGUCAGGAAAAGAUUGAUUUGUAUGGCGUAGGUAAGAAGAUUGAAACAAUUCGGAAGAGAAUCAGUGAUCUAUCUCGCAAACGAGAAAUCUACCGCCUUGAGGACAUCGGUAACAAGGGAGAAGGAUCGAGCAAUAGCCUUGGCAAAUUGAAAGAACUAAGAAGGGUCACUUCCUUUGUGGUUGAAGAGAAUGUUAUUGGCUUUGAGGAUGACGCUAAAGUAUUGUUGGGUAAACUUCUUGAGGAUGAACCAAGGCUUUUUGUGACUUCAAUCUUGGGUAUGGGAGGUUUAGGCAAAACCACUCUAGCUAAAAAGCUUUACCACAACAGUGUUGUCGUGAAUAAAUUCCAUCAUCGAGCUUGGGUUUCUGUUUCUCAAGAUUACAAAACAGAAGAUCUUCUUCGGAGAAUUAUAAAAUCAUUUCGGAUUAGCUGUUCGACAAUUGACUUAGAAAAGAUGAAUACAGAAGAUCUGGAGAGACAUCUUCACGAUUCAUUGCUGGAACACUCUUACUUGGUGGUGAUUGAUGAUGUGUGGCAAAAGGAAGCAUGGGAGAGCUUGAAAAGAUCCUUUCCAGACAGCAAUAAUGGAAGCAGAGUAAUUAUCACCACUCGCAUCAAAGACGUAGCAGAGCGUUCAGACGAGAGAACCCAUGUCCACAAACUUCGAUUCCUAAGCCAAGAUGAGAGUUGGAAGCUGUUUUCGGAAAAAGCCUUUCGAAAAUUUACUAUAGAUGAAGGACUCGAAGAGUUGGGAAGAGAGAUGGUGCAAAAAUGCGGUGGCCUACCACUUGCUAUAGUUGUAUUAAGGGGGCUUUUGUCUACCAAGAAACCACAGGAAUGGCAUAUGGUGCGUGAUCAGAUUUGGCGACAUUUGAGAAAUGAUUCGAUUUAUGUUUCUUAUCUAUUAGAUUUGAGUUUCGGUAAUUUGUCUUAUCAAUUGAAGUUGUGCUUUCUUUACCUAUCUAUCUACCCCGAGGACUAUGAAAUUUCGGUGGCAGAACUAAUCCGGCUAUUGGUGGCAGAAGGUUUCAUAAAGCAAGAGGAAGAUCAAGUAAUGGAAGAUGUGGCUAAAAAUCACCUGGAUGAGUUGAUUAACAGAAGCUUGAUUCAAAUAGACACAGUAUAUCAUGGAAGAGUUAUAACAUGUCGAGUCCAUGAUCUUUUACGGGAUCUCGCCAUUGAAAAGGCGAAAGAGCUAAACUUUGUUUACAAUUACAAUGAAAUUGCUCAUUCAAAUGGCUUUUCUGUUGAAGCUAUGAAGCUGUGA